CUUAGAGUCGGAAGGCACAGUGAUCACCAUCAAGAGCAGAAGUUCGUUGGAUUUAUUUAAUUUUUGACAAGUUUAACAGGAAGCCAAAAAUAGCGACAAUACACGAGAAAAAAAAAAAAAAACAAUCACAUGAGGCAAAACAUUGUGCAGAAAAUAGAAAAUAUUGAAAAGUUUUUGUUGUGAAACGCGUCGCGUCUGUUAAUUGUUGGCUGCGUAUUCAUUUUUUCUCCGAUUUACGCAAAUUGUCAAACGCAAAAGCAAUUUUCAUGUCUUGCCAAAAAUUUCCCAGCGUCCAGGCCAACGGAGUAAACAGUUGUCGUUGCGUUCGACUCGUGGCAAUGUCAACACUCUAACACAACUCAAACAAUAAAUCUAGCAAAUCUAUUAAAAAAUAAUAUUAUAACAAAAGAAAAAAGAAACAAAUCUAUUUUAAAGUAUAUCGAAUCGAUUGUAGUGAAAAAAAAACUAACUUAGAAGGGAAAAACGAGAAAGAAGUAUAUAAAAACGAGAACAUUUGUUAUCAUUGUACCUUCAAUUGCAUGGGUAAAGUUAUGAGAGUGAAUUCACUGCCGCCGCCCACCCAAAAGUGCCACGCCCACGCUCGUUCCAAGGAACAACAACAGAAACAAUUGAAGUUUAAGAAAAUCGAAAUCUAUUUUAUGUUUAACAAUUUGUGCAAGAGAAAAACUUUAACGGAUUACAAUUUAUUGACACUAAAACAUAAAUCGGAAAGUGAGUAAAACACAAAAAAAUAAUCAGUGCACGAUUAACAAAUAAAUCCAAAGAAUCAGUAAAAUAAAUUAAUAAAUAUAUCGCAUAAAAAGAACUGAAUAAAAGAGCGUGGGUGAAAUUGUGAGAAAUUUCAUAGAUUGAAGCUGAUUUAAUAAUUUGUGGGCAACAUGGUGGGCGUAACCGCCGAUUCAUCACAGGCAGCUCAGCUGUCAUCUGCCAAGAAUCCCAUGAUCAAGUACAUGCUGAAGCAGCGUGAGAAUCAUGCGAGGGAUCAGGAUGCGGACUAUUCGCAUGUGUUUCGUCGCAAGACACGUUUCGAGCUGUUUCGCCUCUCGGCCAUCGCGAUGGCCAUCGAGUUUGCCUAUGCGGCCGAGACGAGUUUUGUGUCGCCAAUUCUGCUGCAGAUUGGCAUCGACCACAAGCACAUGACCAUGGCCUGGGGACUGUCGCCACUGAUUGGUUUCUUUGUAUCGCCGCUGCUGGGCAGCAUCAGUGAUCGCUGUAAACUGCGCUGGGGCCGACGACGUCCAAUCAUCUCGCUGCUCUCGCUGGGAAUACUGUGUGGCCUUGUCCUCGUUCCCUACGGCAAAGAUUUGGGCGUUUGGCUUGGUGAUGUGGGCUACAACUAUACGAGCCAAGAGCAUGGCUUAGAUACAACACCGAGUGUUGUACCGGAGGAGGAGGAGGGAGCAUGGCCAGUGAAUUUCAAAUUUGCUGCAAUUUUAACCAUACUGGGCAUGGUGCUAUUGGACUUUGAUGCGGACACCUGCCAGACACCUGCUCGCACCUAUUUGCUGGACAUGUGUGUGCCCGAGGAGCAACCGAAGGCGCUCACCAUGUUUACACUAUUCGCUGGCUUUGGUGGCACUAUUGGUUACGCCAUUGGCGGCAUCGAUUGGGAGACAACGCAUAUUGGCGCCUUUCUCGGUGGCAAUAUACCAACGGUGUUUAGUCUGGUGACAAUUAUAUUUGUGGUCUGUUACUUGAUUACGGUGACGACUUUCCGUGAGAUUCCACUGCAGCUCAUCGAAAACGAUGAGUUGUUGCGCCCACUCUCCGAGGCAGCCAUCAAGAAGGAGCUGAAGAAGAACAACAAUGCAAUUUAUUACAUACAGGAAAUGCAAAUAGCCGACGAUCUGAAGGCAGCCAACAAUGCCAUGCAGAGCUAUCAGAAUAGCUACUUGCCUUCGAUUACAGCCAAGUCGAAGCUACAGGAUGUGGAAACGCAGUCGGAAGCCGAGCCGCCAGUUUCAUUGAGCGCUUAUCUCAAGAGCAUCUUCAUCAUGCCGUAUUCGAUGCGUAUGCUGGCGUUGACCAAUCUCUUUUGCUGGAUGGGACAUGUCACCUAUUGCCUGUACUUCACCGACUUUGUAGGCGAGGCAGUGUUCCAUGGCAAUCCCACGGCGCCACCGAACUCGCCGGCAUUGUUGCUGUAUGAGGAGGGCGUUCGCUUUGGUUGCUGGGGCAUGUCCAUCUAUGCCUUCUCCUGUUCCAUUUACUCGCUGUCUGUGACCAAGCUGAUGAAGUGGUUUGGCACCAAGGCAGUUUAUAUUAGCGGCAUGAUUUACUAUGGCGUUGGCAUGCUCAUACUCGGUCUGUGGCCCACCAAGUGGGGUGUAUUAGUUUUCAGCACUUCGGCUGGCAUACUCUAUGGCACACUGUUUACCAUGCCAUUUAUUCUGGUGGCCAAUUAUCACGCUAAGAAUUGUUUCAGCGUACGUAAUGGCGAGACGGUGCCUUUGAAGCAGGCUCGUGGCCUGGGCACCGAUGUUGCCAUCAUCAGCAGCAUGGUCUUUAUUGCCCAACUGAUUGUCUCGGUCAGCGUUGGUCCUUUGGUUGCCUGGAUGGAGACAACGUGCGCAAUACUUUAUGCGUCGACAUUCUUGUCCUUCACCGCGGCCAUUGCUGCCAUGUUCGUACUGUAUGUCUAAAAGUAUUGAAUUUAUAACAGUUUAAAUCGUAAUUAUGAAUUUCGUUUAAUUGCCAAAACAAAGCAGCGCUGCGUCGUUGAUAAAAUAAUUGCCUACUUUUAGGCAGCUCUAUAUAAACGUUAAUGUAUUCAAAUAAAAUUAUGUAGCAUACUUUUAGGUGCGC
Molecule: messenger RNA, 2826 nt
Organism: Drosophila nasuta
Lineage: Eukaryota; Metazoa; Arthropoda; Insecta; Diptera; Drosophilidae
Gene: Slc45-1
Product: Solute carrier family 45 member 1
Exons: 4
Coding region: 900-2663 (587 amino acids)
Biological process (GO): transmembrane transport
Cellular component (GO): membrane
Molecular function (GO): sucrose:proton symporter activity
Source: RefSeq, a predicted model, not a curated record